CGAAAGACCACUGGCAUAGACUGCACAAAGAGAGACCGAGACACUGGAACCCUCCCGCCAGCCGCAGCAUCACUGAUUCCCCGGACAAACAUCCUCACCUUCAGACACAAGACCACAGGACUGAUCAACAAGACCCGCAGGAGGCGACAUAUAUCUGAGACAGAUCCUCCCACAGCAGAGAUGAUGCCAGUCUGUACCGUGCUGGAGAAGCGUAGCGGCAUGGUGGUGGGAGCUGAGCUGACAUGUAGCGUGCGGGAGGAGAAUAAAGCUCAGAGGGAGAGCUACAGUGCUGACUGGCACAGCGUUAGUCUCAAGACUCAACCUCAGGACAGACAGACCAUGAACAUGAACGAUGACUCCCGAAGGGAAACUCUGUCUCGGCAGUGGCAGGCCCGCUCCCUAAUCCAGACCUGCCCCUCCGGGGUAUUCAGGGUGGGCACGGUGGAAAGAGGGGUGAGGGAGCACCAGCUCCUGCCAAAGAGAAACACCCUCCCCUUGCCCAUCUUCACACCCGCAGAGCUGGGCGUCAGGCUCGGACGCGGGGCCCCGCACACCGAGCAGGACCUGCAGCCAUUUCCCACUCCGGACGGAGUCUGUCCCGGCAAAAGGAGCGUGGACGAGAUCACAAGAGACCUCCCGCCGGUCAAACCGAACCUCAUGGAGUUCGUACCCAAAAUCCUCGGUCGCUCCAUGUCCCAGGAGGCUCAGAGAGGGUGAAGCAGAGGGGGUGUUAGGGGGAGAUGAGAAGGAUGACAGAUGGGAAAGACUAGUCAAUGAGCAGAGUGUGCCAGGAAACAUUGUGACAAGAUGUAUAUAGGUCUAUUUGUUGUGAGAUUCACCAUAAACCCUACAUAAUGUAGAAUUUUAGCACUCUAAAUGUCACGCUUUGUCAUUGGUGGCAUUUGGUGGUUGUGGUGUUAGAAAUGGUCCCGUGAAGGUAUUUGCAUUGCGACUGAGACACACUGUGUGUUCUCAGCUGGGUAAUCCUUCCGUGCGCUGACCCCGCAGGUGCACGACCAUUUCCCUUUUCUUUUUUUAUUGCAUUGAAAAGAGGAAAUAUCAUCGUGAGGUAGAAUAAAUGUGUUCUGGUGAGAUAAAUAGAGGAUCUGCAACAUGCGGUGACAGGCAGAAAAUAAUGUGCAAAGCGAAGCCGGGUGGAAAGUGGAAUAAAGGAUAGAAAGAGGGGAGGAAGAGUCAGAGGGGAAACGGAGGGGUGAGGGGUCGGGGAACAUGCCUCGGACUUGGUCAGUCUCCAGGACUCCAGAAGCUCCUGCCAGACUCUGAUCUGCGUGGAGAGGACAGAAUGCUCUGGCGCAAUCACACACUGCGCUGCACGAAUAUGUGUGUCCUUGUGUGUGCGCGCGCGCGUGUGUGUACACUGACACCUCUAAUCAAAAGAAAACUAAUAACCCACUCUUAACAGUAUAUUAACUGGUCUGCCUUUGUGGUUGAGUGGCAGCUCGUGUUCAUAUCUGAUAGAGGAACUGAAGCUGUCACACUUACGAAUGCAUAAGUUUGUGUAAAUGAAUUUAAAACGUGUGCACUGAAAUAUUUUCGUAGAUAUUUAUUAUUUUUACAAAUAAAAGCUGAACAUUU
Molecule: messenger RNA, 1596 nt
Organism: Mugil cephalus (flathead mullet)
Lineage: Eukaryota; Metazoa; Chordata; Actinopteri; Mugiliformes; Mugilidae
Product: titin-cap (telethonin)
Exons: 2
Coding region: 181-717 (178 amino acids)
Biological process (GO): skeletal muscle myosin thick filament assembly; detection of muscle stretch; cardiac muscle tissue morphogenesis
Cellular component (GO): Z disc
Molecular function (GO): protein-macromolecule adaptor activity; titin Z domain binding; structural constituent of muscle
Source: RefSeq, a predicted model, not a curated record